Molecule: messenger RNA, 2332 nt
Organism: Phaethon lepturus (White-tailed tropicbird)
Lineage: Eukaryota; Metazoa; Chordata; Aves; Phaethontiformes; Phaethontidae
Product: macrophage mannose receptor 1-like
Exons: 15
Molecular function (GO): signaling receptor activity
Source: RefSeq, a predicted model, not a curated record
AUGAAACACUUGACUUUUUCUACGGCCUUAGUUUUCCUCUCUGUCAUUCAUACUGCUUUUCAGACACUCGACAAUGAAGUAUUUUUAAUAUACAAUGAGGAUACCAAGCUCUGUUUAAUUGCUCAGAGUUCUCAUGCAGUCACAACAGCUGCUUGCAAGAAAAACACCGAGUUACAAAAAUUCAGGUGGGUGUCUGAUCACCAGGUGAUGAGCGUGGCAUUUGCACAAUGUUUGGGAGUGCCCUACAAGCAAAACCAAGCCAAAAUUUCUUUGUACCCCUGUAACAAGAAAAGUGAAUUCCAGAAAUGGGAGUGCAGAAACGCAACCUUGGCAAUCCAAGGGGAAGAUUUAUUUCUCAGUGCUGGCAAAAGAAAAGAAGACAAUAUCGUGCUGAACACAGGAUCAGCAGUGAUGAAUAAGUGGAAGAUCUACGAAACCAUGGGUGACUUGUGUUCUCAAGGCCAUGAAGAUCUGUUUACACUGUUAGGAAACGCCAACGGAGCUCCGUGCGCCUUCCCCUUCCAGCUGAGCGGUAACUGGUACGCAGGGUGCACGACUGCUGGCAGGUCAGACGGCUUGCUCUGGUGUGCAACCACUCCUGACUUCGACGCCGACCAUCUGUAUGGGUUCUGUCCAACUGGCAACGAUGACAGAUUUUGGAAUACAGAUCCUUUGACAGGAACCUACUACCAGAUGAACUACCAGUCAGCUCUCACGUGGCACGAAGCAAGAAAAAGCUGCCGGCAGCAGAAUGCGGAAUUAUUAAGUGUCACAGAGAUACAUGAACAAAUGUAUCUAAGAGAUUUGAUUGACAGCAAGAGAUCCUCUCUCUGGAUUGGUCUUAACAGCCUGAAUCUCAACAGUGGCUGGCAGUGGAGCGGUGGCAUUCCCUUCAGAUACUUGAACUGGGCACCAGGAAGUCCUGAGCCUGAGCCUGAGAAACUCUGUGCAGUACUAAAUCCCAGAAGAGAUGCUAAAUGGGAAAACCAGCCAUGUGAGCUGCAAGUUGGCUAUAUCUGUAAAAAGGAAAACUCUGCACUGGGUCCUUUCAUUCUUCCAUCAGGGGAUGCAGAGCCUGUUCAAUGCCCAGGAGGAUGGCUGCCCUAUGGAGCUCACUGUUUCACGGUUCGCAGAGACCCCAGAGUAUGGAGAGAAGCCCGAAUUUCCUGCAAUGAGAGCAGUGGCAAUCUGGCCAGUAUCCACAACUCCGAGGAGCAUGGCUUCAUACUGUCUCAGCUUGGCUACAAAGCUGUGGAUGAGCUGUGGAUUGGUCUGAAUGACCUCAACACUCAAAUGUACUUUGAGUGGAGUGAUGGGACUCCUGUGACUUAUACCAAAUGGUUGCCUGGAGAACCAACCCAUGCAAUCAAUGGGCAAGAAGAUUGUGUCAUUAUGGCAGGAGAGGAUGGAUACUGGGCAGACGGUGCCUGUGAUAGAAAGUUAGGUUACAUCUGCAGAAGAGACCCGCUACAAGGAGUUUCUGGGACAGCAAAGACUGAUCCUGCCUGCCUGAAGGGCUGGGAAAGACAUGGUUUUUACUGCUACCUGGUUGGACAUUCCUCUGUCACGUUUUCCGAAGCAAAGAAAACCUGUGAACGGAGCAGUUCUUACUUAACAAGUAUAGGAGACAGAUAUGAGCAAGCCUACCUGACCAGCCUUGUUGGUCUGAGGUCUGAGAAGUAUUUUUGGAUUGGUCUCUCAGACAUGGAAGAGCAAGGGAUCUUCAAGUGGGUGACUGGUGAAGGUGUUCUGUACACAAACUGGAACGCAGCAAUGCCUGGGAAUGAAGCCGGUUGUGUUGCCCUAAGGACUGGAAAUGCAGCUGGACUAUGGGAUGUUCAGAACUGUGAAGUAAAGGCAAAAUUUCUCUGCAAAAAACUAGCUGAAAAAAUCAGUCUUCCUCUUGCUCCUGAAACCAUUUCUGAUUCCAAAUGUCCCUUAGGUUGGGACACAAGCAAUAGCACUAAUUCAUGCUUCAGAAUUUUCGUGAGAGAAGAAAAAAAAAAGAAGACAUGGUUUGAAGCCCGAGAUUUCUGCAGAGAAAUAGGAGGAGACCUGGCUGCCAUUAGAAGUGAAGAAGAGCAAACAAUAAUAGAAAACUUAAUAAUAAAAAAAGUCCCAUCUUCUCAGCCUUUCUGGAUAGGUUUGCAGUGUUUGGAUCCUGACGGUGGGCUUUCCUGGAGUGACGGAUCCCCGGUGAAUUAUAAGAAAAAUCAUUAUUUUUACAAUACUGCAUUUGAAUACUGUGGAGCAAUCAAUGAAGACAGUUCCAUGUCAUGGAUUAAGGUGCACUGCGAAUACAGUCAUAACUGGAUUUGUGAAAUAAAGAAAG